UGAAUAAGUUUCUCUCUUGCUAAAAUCAUGGGAUAAGGAAAUCUCUGGAGAGAGAGGCCGACCGAAAAAGGGGCUCCAAUGGCUUCCAUUUCUUUAACUUAAAACCACAAGUUCAUUCCAGUAAUAUUCCAUUGGCAUCUUUCAGAAAUUUACACCCCCAUUUUCCCUGCUCCUCGCCCUAUAUAUACCCUUGCCCAUUGGGCGUUCUUAUCUGCAAAGAACAUAAAAAAACCAAACUCUCUGUGUAGUGUCUCAAUUACUUCGGUAAUUUCUCCCGGUCCUUGUUGUUGAUCGGAGGAUGGCCGGGAUUGUGGUUGUUUUCGACUUCGACAAGACGAUUAUCGACUUGGACAGCGAUAACUGGGUCGUCGACGAGCUGGGCGCCACCGAGUUGUUCAACCAGCUCCUCCCUACCAUGCCUUGGAACACCCUCAUGGACACCAUGAUGGGAGAACUUCAUUCACGAGGGAAAACCAUUGACGACAUUGCGGAGGUUCUCAAACGGGCUCCGAUCCACCCUCGGGUCGUCCCUGCCAUUAGAGCAGCUCAUGCUUUAGGGUGCGAUUUGAGGGUAGUAAGUGAUGCAAAUCUCUUCUUUAUUGAGACAAUUUUGAAGCAUUUGGGGCUAAGGGAUUGUUUUACCGAAAUCAACACGAAUCCGAGCUAUGUGGAUGAUCAAGGCAGGCUGAGGAUUUUGCCUUGCCAUGAUUUUCACUCCUCUCCCCAUGGCUGCGACCUCUGCCCUCCAAACAUGUGCAAGGGUUUGGUCAUGGAGAGAAUACAGGCUUCUGUAGCCAAAGAGGGGAAGAAGAAGUUCAUCUACCUCGGAGAUGGAACCGGAGAUUUCUGCCCGAGUUUGAAGCUCAGAGAAGGAGACCAUGUGAUGCCGAGGAAGAACUACCCUCUCUGGGAUUUAAUAUGCAAGAACCGUGUCCACAUGAAGGCCGAGAUCCACGAAUGGAGCGACGGGGAAGAUCUAGAGCGCGUGUUGCUUCAGCUCAUUAACGCGAUUUCAAUGGAGGAGGCCAACAAGUUGUUUUCGGUCGAUUGCAAGUUUGGGAGCAUUCCCAUGGCAGCCCACCAAGCCUUGCCUAAAGCGCUUUCCGUCCCACAUUAGUGUAUAGGAUUUGGAUGUCUAUUGAUGCUAAAACAAAGCUGAUUUCGUGCUUUCCUUCCCUUGGUUAUCUAUGUUUUAGUAGGGGUCAAGUAAGUUUGUGACUACAUUAUUGAUCCAAAUGGAAUACUAUAUAAUUUUCUAGUUUUCUGAAA
This is a messenger RNA of Rhododendron vialii, 1269 nucleotides long. RefSeq names its product inorganic pyrophosphatase 1-like. The coding region runs from base 299 to 1117 and encodes 272 amino acids. The transcript is spliced from 4 exons. Gene Ontology annotation, molecular function: phosphatase activity. The record is from RefSeq and is a predicted model, not a curated record. NCBI's taxonomy places the organism in Eukaryota, Viridiplantae, Streptophyta, Magnoliopsida, Ericales, Ericaceae.